Molecule: messenger RNA, 1601 nt
Organism: Xenia sp. Carnegie-2017
Lineage: Eukaryota; Metazoa; Cnidaria; Anthozoa; Malacalcyonacea; Xeniidae
Product: zinc metalloproteinase nas-14-like
Exons: 8
Coding region: 286-1194 (302 amino acids)
Biological process (GO): proteolysis
Molecular function (GO): metalloendopeptidase activity; zinc ion binding
Source: RefSeq, a predicted model, not a curated record
UAGAUGGCUGACAGAUAAAUUAACCACACGUAGUAAUCCACUGUUCAGUCCAGUUGUCAAUUGCUCACAAACAUUGUCUUGGCUUUUGACCCAGCAAACGUAGAAGCGCAAUUGAUUUUAAUCGCAGACGAACGAUCUGAAUCGUAAUUUACCAAGAAAUUUGGAAAUAUUUAUGCUUUCACACCAUCCAGUCUUUUCUAUCUCAUACACUAACCUGUUUCGAAAAGUUAUUUUUGAAAAGUUGACCAGAGUGAUAUCUAUAACAUUAUACUCUUUAUACAAAAGAUGUGGUUGAACAAGUUGACGAGAUUUUUAACGCUUGGCAUUGUUAUGCAACUUUGGUGGAUAAAAUGCAACGCAACAAUCCUUCAAACAGAGCCAAGCUUGUUUGAGGGUGACAUUGUCUUUGAUCAAAAUAUAAAAAAGCUUAUUCUAUCGAACAAUGUACGAUUUCGUCGCAAAAGAAAUGUUGUUGCAAACAAAGUCAAACUUUGGCCAGAUGGUGUAAUACCGUACAUUAUUGAUGAUACUGUCGAUACCCCUGUGAGAAAAAGAAUUCGAAGAGCAUUUCGACAUAUUUCCAAAAGAUCCUGUAUCAGUUUUAUACCAAGAAUGGAAAAACACAAGGACUAUAUCACGAUAAAAAGUGGAGUCGGGUGCUAUUCUUCGAUUGGCAGGCAAGGUGGUGGUCAACUAUUAUCAAUUGUACGUGGUUGUGAAUAUGGGGCAAUACAUGAAGUAAUGCAUGCAUUGGGGUUCUUUCAUGAACAAUCAAGACCAGAUCGUGAUUUCUAUGUGAAGAUAAACUGGUGGAAUAUUCAAGGAGGAAUGGAAAGAAAUUUUAAUAAAUACUCAAAUGGUGUUACUGAUACACUUAAUAAACCAUACGAUUUAAAGAGUAUAAUGCAUUAUGGGAACAAAGCUUUCAGCAAAAAUGGUCGUGAUACUAUAGUUUCACGAAAACAUCCUGGAUACAAAUUGGGCGUUUCCAAAGAAAGGCUUUCUACUGCAGACGCUUAUCAACUCAAUCAACUCUAUAAAUGUUCUUCAAGGACAAGAAGAACGAGAAUGAGUAGUCGUUUUUGUAAAAAUAUUAUUCCGGGUUGUUACUACUAUUCUGUGGAAAGUGAUUCUUGCGAAUUUAACUAUGAUUUUAUGAAGCACUAUUGCAGAAGAUCCUGUGGAUUUUGUUGAUCAACAUAGCAGUUCAACAGAUAUUUAUACCGUACGUACAUAACCCAUGGAAACAGUUACAAUAAUAAAGUGUAUUGUGCAGACCAUUUGAACUGUUAUAAAGAAAGUUGGCUUGUUUUCCCGUUUCAACUCGGGACCAAUAUGAAAUGCUUGAUGUGUACAUCAACUUAACACACAUUUGAGUGAUCAAUUUCUGUUAGAUGACAGAAAUUAAUUCAACUUUUUCUAAAUUAAUUAAUCUUAACUAAUCCCCUGAUACUGUAAAACUUAUGCUUAAUAAUUAUAGAUCUAGCUAUGUAACAUUACACUAACUAUAAGGAUAAAAGUAUAUUAUAGUCUUUGUAUCAAAGUAUUUGUACCAACAUUUUUGGUUUUUAAUUAUUACAUUUGUUUUUAUAUCAGUCUAA